Molecule: messenger RNA, 2184 nt
Organism: Aspergillus bombycis
Lineage: Eukaryota; Fungi; Ascomycota; Eurotiomycetes; Eurotiales; Aspergillaceae
Product: VPS9 domain-containing protein
Exons: 2
Coding region: 1-2184 (727 amino acids)
Biological process (GO): vesicle-mediated transport
Cellular component (GO): endocytic vesicle; cytosol
Molecular function (GO): small GTPase binding; guanyl-nucleotide exchange factor activity
Source: RefSeq, a predicted model, not a curated record
AUGUCUUGUGACCAUAUUGAAAAUGGCUCUGCAAAGCCUCGUUUGCAUACGGCUCGCUCGUUUCCCAGGAUGGACACUUCAGAGGCAGGCCCUUUCAUUCGCUCAAGGUCUAAGACCUUUCAGUCAGUAGCAACGCCGGAGCAUGUCGACUCUGAUGCGCAUCCCUUACCACUAUCGCCGGCCGAAGAGGACCAGGUGACCGGUCCUGACCUGUUUGAAAAAGCGGGUGCCUCAGAGCUAGGCAUCGAUGAUGAUGGACAAGUCGAGGAGGCUUCAGUGCUAUCGCGGAAUGCAGAGGAACAAUCAGAGGAAUUACCAAUAGAGCUGAUCAGUCUAACUGACCGAUUUGUCAACUCUCUCAGUGCCAAAGUGCACAGCUCACCACCAACGAUCGAGAAACUUUCCCUUCUUUACCAAGAUUUUUAUGUCCGAGCAGAAUCACAUAUAGCCACACACAUAUCUGCCCUCGCUUCCCGAAUAAACCGGGAUCCAUCGCCACAUACUCAGCCGAAAUCAAAGAGUAAACGCGCCGAAAACAGCCGGCAGAUGCUAACAGCAUCAGAAGUCACAGAAAAGCGGAUUGCCCGGAAGAUGCUUGCUUCUAAGCGGGUCGCUUUGGAAGAAGCAGUGGAGCGAAGAGCUUGUGAGAGUAUCUACGACAAAAUAUGGCGACAUAAAAGUACACUGGAUGAAGUUAGAGACGAGAAGUUACGCUCCAAAACAGCCACAUUACUUCUAGUCGGGAUAAACCUGAAUGACCUUGGGGUCGAUGUCGACACGGCUUCGAUUGAUGAAGAAAAGCAGAAGGAAGCUGAUGAGGGUCUAUCUGUUGCGAGGGAAUAUCUUAAGACAAUGAACGACGCAAAAUACCCAUUAGGGAAGCUUCGGCAUCUCGCCGCCGCCCACAAAGCGAUAGUUGAUGCCUUAACAAAGCUACUACCUUCUUCAUCCUCUGCUGAUGAGAUUCUACCUACCUUGAUCUACUCACUUAUCACAUCCCCACCGGAGGGCAUUAACAUCAUAAGUAACUUACUGUUCAUACAGAGAUUUCGAUCGUCAAAUAAAAUUGACGGCGAAACUGCGUAUUGUUUGACGAACCUUGAAGCAGCAAUAAGCUUCUUGGAAAACGUGGAACUUUCUGAGCUCCGCGCUGACCAAGUGCCGGAAGGUCCAACGAAAGUUCCUAGCAACGAGCCUACACCGACCAUAGAAAAGGGCGAUCAGCCUACAAAAGAUGAACCAGCUUCGUCCCUUACAACAACGACGACUUAUGCAGAAUUCUCGAAGUCUGCCGGCAAGGUAUCCGCUUCCAAUACGUUGCCCAGGACUCAACAGUCUGCAACAACGCAGCAACGUUUGAAUAACUUAUUUCAGCCCCCAUCAAAGGUUUUCGGUGCAGCAAAUGAUGCUGUCCGUAAUACUGCAGACCAGGGCCUAAAAAAUAUAGGUGCAACAUUGGACAGCAGUUUUAGUUUCCUUUUCGGCCGUCUCAAAGAAUUGCAGUCUAGCCAACAUGCUGGCAAGGAUGGAGGUAAUCCGAUAGUACCAAAAACAUUGGCAGAAGCCAGACGCCUGGUUACUUCUCCAUCCUCUGCCGAUAAUAACCCCCCCAGCCAAGAAUUCAAGUCAACGAGGGAGGCACCCAACGAUCGGCCUCACCUAAGACGUAUCGGCUCGAAGGCAGAGGAUACUUUCUUAGGACUGGUUGGUGGGCAAAGGACGCCGCGCGACCGAAGUGCGGACAGCGUCAGAACGCAAGGAAGCUCCAAGAAGACUAACGCUGCUUCGAGCUCCUUGAAAGAUGACCCGUCAUCCGGCAUGCCCCAGAGCUCCCCAGCUAGCUCGUCUUCUUUGGUCCCUACGCCUCUGGAAUCGAUGCGGAACUUUGGAAAUACACUUAAUCCCCUUAAUCAUAUCCCUGGCAUGAUCAGGAGCUUCGGUCGUGCUACUCCAGACGGCACGGGGGUUCCUUCCACUCCCUCUCCUUCUACAAAGAGCCCUCCUAUCUCGAGAGAGAUGUCCUCAAACAUGAUCACUACUUCGUCGAGGAUCGAUCCCCCGAUUCAGCGUUUCCUUCAGACAGCACACGCCAGCGAUCUCACGAUUGGAGAUGUAACCACCCUACUUGAAGAUUAUAAAAGGAUCGCCGCAGUCUUGUUAAAGCAUGGCUCGAACUCAAAAUGA